Molecule: messenger RNA, 846 nt
Organism: Cercopithifilaria johnstoni
Lineage: Eukaryota; Metazoa; Nematoda; Chromadorea; Rhabditida; Onchocercidae
Source: the annotation of a GenBank genome assembly
AUGUUUGCAUUGAAUAAUUUUGAAUUGUAUAAGGAUAAUUUAUCCAGUCUUCAUAUCACCUACAAAUACCGGUAUGUAUUACCAUUUGAAAAAUUGACUGAUCCAAUUGAGAAAACGAUAUUGUUUCAAAAAAAUUGGAGUCAAACGAUCAGUGUUUCAAUAUGCUAUUUCUUCAUCAUCAAAUUGAUCCAACACUUCAUGAAACAUCGAUCUGCCUUCAAACUACGUUGGCCUUUAUUCAUUUGGAAUCUUUCACUUGCUCUCUUCAACAUUUUUGGCUUCAUUCGCUUUAGUGAAGAAGUAAUCCACUCUGUACCAUACGAAGGAAUUUAUCGAUCCUUGUGCUAUUCGGUAAAUCCCACUGGUGUCGCAGCUUAUUGGUCAUAUUUAUUUUUCUUGUCGAAAAUUGUGGAACUCGGCGAUACAUUAUUUAUUGUCCUCAGAAAAAAACCUCUCUUUUUCUUACAUUAUUAUCAUCAUGCUUCAGUACUUAUUUACACUGCUCAUUCGGGUGCUGAAAAUACGGGCUCCGGAAAAGCGUUUAUUGUUGCGAAUUUUCUAGUACAUUCCGUCAUGUACACAUACUUCGCAGUUGCAUCUUAUGGAAUACGACCGCCUAAGAUAGUAUCCAUGGCACUGACAAUGUUGCAGACAGUUCAGAUGUUCGCGGGAAUCAGCGUUUUAGCCUACGUCUAUCAUAUUAAAACUGGAACCAAUUUGCCGUGCCAACAAUCAAUGCAGAAUCUACUUUUCGGCGCAUUGCUAUACGUCACUUUCGCCGUACUUUUUAUCCAGUACUUUAUAUCCAAUUAUUUCCCUAAAUCUGAUAAGAUAAAGAACCAGUAG